Messenger RNA from Phanerochaete carnosa HHB-10118-sp, 603 nucleotides. RefSeq lists its product as uncharacterized. The transcript is spliced from 5 exons. The record is from RefSeq and is a predicted model, not a curated record. NCBI's taxonomy places the organism in Eukaryota, Fungi, Basidiomycota, Agaricomycetes, Polyporales, Phanerochaetaceae. Bases 1 to 603 code for a protein of 200 amino acids.
AUGGGCUGGCGCAGGACUCGGAGGAAGCUAUGGAGCAGGUCCAAGAACGCCGCUUACGCUCUGGAGCAGGCUCUCGACAUCUUCAAUCGUGCCGCCGUCUAUCCCCCCGUGCCAGGCUUGCAGGCCGGUGUCAGCUGUCUCUUGGCGAUCUCGCGCGCGAAUGCCGAAUCUAUCAGGGAGCUAACCAGGAACAUGAACGAUUUGACCGAGACGGUGAACAAGUACACAGAACUCAACGGACAGAGUAUAUCACCCCAGGUGGAAUUGGCGGUCAACGAACGCAGAUCGUGGGAUGCGAUCAAUGACGAGGCUGUGAAGAUCGAGUUGCGGCGCAAACUGCUGAGGGUAAUGGAUAACAACAAGGAUCGUGGAGGUAGAAGAGUCGCCGGAUUCUUGCAAGAUCUAUCCCAAUCGAUCAAGGAAUUCAUGCGCUUGCUUCCCCGUCUGAUAGAUAGCGAAUUGUUUCACCGCCAUUGGGAGCGGCUUCCCACCGAGCUGCAUGACUACAUCUACGGCCUCCUGCACAGCCCCGGCCACAAAACCGGCUUGUCAGCACUGUCCCUAGUCUCGCAUACCUGGUCCCAACGCUUUCGUCUGUUGUAG